AUGGCAGAAGGAAAAGCUGUUGGUAUCGAUUUAGGAACGACAUGCUCUUGUGUCGGUGUAUGGCUAAAUGACCGUGUUGAAAUUAUUGCAAACGACCAGGGUAAUUUAACGACACCUUCAUAU
Messenger RNA from Dentiscutata erythropus, 123 nucleotides. The record is from the annotation of a GenBank genome assembly. NCBI's taxonomy places the organism in Eukaryota, Fungi, Glomeromycota, Glomeromycetes, Diversisporales, Gigasporaceae.